AUGGCACCGGAAACAAGUGAUGGAGUUGCUGAAAUCUUAACAGCCGAAUCCUUACAGUAUAGCUUAACUGAAAUUCAAAUUGCCACAAAUAACUUCUCUAUGGAUAACAAAAUUGGCGAAGGUGGAUUUGGUCGUGUAUACAAGGGUGUACUUGGUAAUGGACAAGAAGUAGCUGUUAAAAGGCUGUCAAGGAGCUCAGUGCAAGGUGCAGAAGAAUUUAAAAAUGAAAUUGUAGUAGUUGCAAAGCUUCAACACAGAAAUCUAGUUCGGCUAUUGGGAUUUUGCCUGGAAGGAGAAGAAAAGAUACUCAUCUAUGAAUUUGUUGCCAACAAAAGCCUUGACUACUUUCUCUUUGAUCCAGAAAAUAAACGAUCAUUGAACUGGUCAAGACGUUACAAUAUCAUUGGAGGUAUAGCAAAAGGACUUCUUUAUCUGCAUGAGGAUUCUCGUCUAAGAAUUGUUCAUUGCGAUCUCAAAGUAAGUAAUAUAUUAUUGGAUGGAAAUAUGAGUCCAAAGAUAGCAGAUUUUGGCAUGGCAAAGAUUUGUGGAGUUGAUCAAUAUGAAGGAAACACAAAUAGAAUUGCAGGGACAGUUGGUUAUAUGGCUCCUGAAUACACAAGGUGGGGUCAGUUCUCACUAAAGUCAGACGUGUUUAGUUUUGGGGUUGUAAUUUUGGAAAUUGUCACGGGCAAGAAGAGCAGUGACUUCCAUCAAUCUAGAGAUUCCGAAGACCUUCUAAGCUAUGCUUGGAACCAUUGGAGACGCGGCCAAACUUUAGCUCUUUUGGAUUCAAGCAUUGGAGAUUCUUAUGCCAGAAAUGAAGUCAUUCAAUGCAUCCAAGUUGGCUUACUAUGUGUUGAAGAAGAUGCCAGUAAAAGACCCACAAUGGCUUCCGUGGUCUGCAUGCUCAAUCCUGGUUCUGUUUCCCUCCCAACUCCACAUCGUCCGGCAGUUUUCCGGAGCAAUGGAUCGGAGAGCAGGGUAGACGAGCUGGAAGUUGAUCAAUCCAACACUCAAAGAAUUUCAGCUCCAAGCUCUGUCAAUGAUGCAUCAAUUACUGAACCCUAUCCCAGAUGAAGGAAGAAAUAGGCCAAUUCUGGAAGAAAAUAUCAAGUUCAUCAUCAGCAUUAUGUUGUAGAUUUUGAAGCAUGAUUCAUUAACCAGGAAGGUAUCUAAAUUUGCCCACUAUU
This is a messenger RNA of Coffea eugenioides, 1190 nucleotides long. RefSeq names its product cysteine-rich receptor-like protein kinase 10. Gene Ontology annotation, molecular function: ATP binding; protein kinase activity. The coding region runs from base 1 to 1077 and encodes 358 amino acids. The transcript has 6 exons. The record is from RefSeq and is a predicted model, not a curated record. Gene Ontology annotation, biological process: protein phosphorylation. Lineage: Eukaryota; Viridiplantae; Streptophyta; Magnoliopsida; Gentianales; Rubiaceae.